AUUCAUCCGCAUCAACUUCGACGUCACGGGUUACAUCGUGGGAGCCAACAUUGAGACCUAUCUGCUAGAAAAAUCACGGGCAAUUCGCCAAGCCAGAGAUGAGAGGACAUUCCACAUCUUUUACUACAUGAUUGCUGCAGCCAAGGAGAAGAUGAGAAGUGACUUGCUUUUGGAGGGCUUCAACAACUACACCUUCCUCUCCGAUGGCUUUGUGCCCAUCCCAGCAGCCCAGGAUGAUGAGAUGUUCCAGGAAACCGUGGAGGCCAUGGCGAUCAUGGGUUUCAGCGAGGAGGAACAGCUAUCCAUAUUGAAGGUGGUAUCAUCGGUCCUGCAGCUUGGAAAUAUCGUCUUCAAGAAGGAAAGAAACACAGACCAGGCGUCCAUGCCAGAUAACACAGCUGCUCAGAAAGUUUGUCACCUCAUGGGAAUUAAUGUGACAGAUUUCACCAGAUCCAUCCUCACUCCUCGUAUCAAGGUUGGGCGAGAUGUGGUACAGAAAGCCCAGACAAAAGAACAGGCUGACUUUGCUGUAGAGGCUUUGGCCGAGGCAACAUAUGGGCGCCUUUUCCGCUGGAUACUCACCUGUGUGAACAAAGCCUUGGACAAGACCCAUCGGCAAGGGGCUUCCUUCCUGGGGAUCCUGGAUAUAGCUAGAUUUGAGAUCUUUGAGGUGAACUCUUUCGAGCAGCUGUGCAUCAACUACACCAACGAGAAGCUGCAGCAGCUCUUCAACCACACCAUGUUCAUCCUGGAGCAGGAGGAGUACCAGUGCGAGGGCAUCGAGUGGAACUUCAUCGACUUUGGUCUGGACCUACAGCCCUGCAUUGAGCUCAUCGAGCAGCCGAACAACCCUACAGGUGUGCUGGCCCUGCUGGACGAGGAGUGCUGGUUCCCCAAAGCCACGGACAAGUCUUUCGUGGAGAAGCUGUGCACGGAGCAGGGCAGCCACCCCAAGUUCCAGAAGCCAAAGCAGCUCAAGGACAAGACUGAGUUCUCCAUCAUCCAUUAUGCCGGGAAGGUGGACUACAAUGCGAGUGCCUGGCUGACCAAGAACAUGGACCCACUGAAUGACAACGUGACUUCCCUGCUCAAUGCCUCCUCUGACAAAUUUGUGGCCAACCUGUGGAAGGACGUGGACCGCAUCGUGGGCCUGGACCAGAUGGCCAAGAUGACGGAGAGCUCGCUGCCCAGCGCCUCCAAGACCAAGAAGGGCAUGUUCCGCACAGUGGGGCAGCUGUACAAGGAGCAGCUGGGCAAGCUGAUGACCACGCUGCGCAACACCACACCCAACUUCGUGCGCUGCAUCAUCCCCAACCACGAGAAGAGGUCCGGCAAGCUGGAUGCGUUCCUGGUGCUGGAGCAGCUGCGGUGCAAUGGGGUGCUGGAAGGCAUUCGCAUCUGCCGGCAGGGCUUCCCCAACCGGAUCGUCUUCCAGGAGUUCCGCCAACGCUACGAGAUCCUGGCGGCAAAUGCCAUCCCCAAAGGCUUCAUGGACAGGAAGCAGGCCGGCAUUCUCAUGAUCAAAGCCCUGGAACUUGACCCCAACUUAUACAGGAUAGGGCAGAGCAAAAUCUUCUUCCGAACUGGGGUCCUGGCCCACCUGGAAGAGGAACGUGAUUUGAAGAUCACCGAUGUCAUCAUGGCCUUCCAGGCGAUGUGUCGUGGCUACUUGGCCAGAAAGGCUUUUGCCAAGAGGCAGCAGCAGCUGACUGCCAUGAAGGUGAUUCAGAGGAACUGCGCCGCCUACCUCAAGCUGCAGAACUGGCAGUGGUGGAGGCUUUUCACCAAAGUGAAGCCACUGCUGCAGGUGACACGGCAGGAGGAGGAGAUGCAAGCCAAGGAGGAUGAACUGCAGAAGACCAAAGAGCGGCAGCAGAAGGCAGAGAGUGAGCUUAAGGAGCUGGAGCAGAAGCACUUGCAGCUGACCGAGGAGAAGAACCUGCUACAGGAACAGCUGCAGGCAGAGACAGAGAUGUAUGCAGAGGCUGAGGAGAUGCGGGUGCGGCUGGCGGCCAAAAAGCAGGAGCUCUAGGAGAUACUGCAUGAGAUGGAGGCCCGCCUGGAGGAGGAGGAAGACAGGGGCCAGCAGCUACAGGCUGAAAGGAAGAAGAUGGCCCAGCAGAUGCUGGACCUUGAAGAACAGCUGGAGGAGGAGGAAGCUGCCAGGCAGAAGCUGCAACUUGAGAAGGUCACGGCUGAGGCCAAGAUCAAGAAACUGGAGGAUGAUAUCCUAGUCAUGGAUGAUCAGAACAAUAAACUGUCAAAAGAACGAAAACUCCUUGAGGAGAGGAUCAGUGACUUAACGACAAAUCUUGCAGAAGAGGAAGAAAAGGCCAAGAAUCUUACCAAGCUGAAAAACAAGCAUGAAUCUAUGAUUUCAGAACUGGAAGUGCGGCUAAAGAAGGAAGAGAAGAGCCGGCAGGAGCUGGAGAAGCUGAAACGGAAGCUGGAGAGUGAUGCCAGCGACUUCCACGAGCAGAUCGCUGACCUCCAGGCGCAGAUCGCAGAGCUCAAGAUGCAGCUGGCCAAGAAGGAGGAGGAGCUGCAGGCAGCCCUGGCCAGGCUUGACGAUGAAAUCGCUCAGAAGAACAAUGCCCUGAAGAAGAUCCGGGAGCUGGAGGGCCACAUCUCAGACCUCCAGGAGGACCUGGACUCGGAGCGGGCUGCCAGGAACAAGGCUGAAAAGCAGAAGCGAGACCUAGGUGAGGAGCUGGAGGCCCUAAAGACAGAGCUGGAAGACACGCUGGACAGCACAGCCACUCAGCAGGAGCUCAGAGCCAAGAGGGAGCAGGAGGUGACGGUGCUGAAGAAGGCCCUGGAUGAAGAGACGUGGUCCCAUGAGGCCCAGGUCCAGGAGAUGAGGCAGAAACAUGCACAGGCGGUGGAGGAGCUCACAGAGCAGCUUGAGCAGUUCAAGAGGGUGGCCCUGUGCACAUUUGCCGUCUACGUGACCAUUGACAAGAACAACAUCCUGGAUGCCCAGGCAGCCUUCGUGUCUUUGGCCUUGUUCAACAUCCUCUGGUUCCCCUGAACAUUCUCCCCAUGGUCAUCAGCAG
Molecule: messenger RNA, 3056 nt
Organism: Pongo pygmaeus (Bornean orangutan)
Lineage: Eukaryota; Metazoa; Chordata; Mammalia; Primates; Hominidae
Product: myosin-11-like
Biological process (GO): actomyosin structure organization
Cellular component (GO): cytoplasm; myosin II complex; myosin filament
Molecular function (GO): microfilament motor activity; actin filament binding; ATP binding
Source: RefSeq, a predicted model, not a curated record